AUGGCACAAUCAUUCGACCAACUCCCUUAUUUACCAGAUCGCAACGAGUACGACACUCGUAUGUUCCGCUAUGCACAGGAAGGACCAGUGGAAAAAAUCCUUCCUCAUGGAUUUCCCCAGAGAUUGACCGCAGAUAUGGCCUGGGAAGGAGGAAAUAUCUCGAUGAAUCACGCUGCAGGCUCUGAGAGUCCGUACCUGUUGAUUUUACAAGCUCCGCAGCUGGUCGAGAUAGAUGCAGCACUCAAGCAUUUCCAAAAACUGAAUCAGCCAAUGGAGACUCUGGACCCGUCGACGUUUCCUCUACCGAAUUUGCACUCGAUCCUGCGGUCCGCAUCAGACAAUCUGCACUCAGGCUAUGGGUUUACACUUAUUCGAGGAAUUCCAGUAGAACGCUAUUCUCGCCAAGAGAAUAUGAUCAUCUAUGUCGGGAUUUCUUCGCACAUUGCCGCCAUCCGCGGUCGGCAAGACCAUCAAUUCGAGGGGCAGCCGGCAGAUGUCAUGUUGGCCCACAUAACCGACAUGCGACGCCCCAACGAGGCACAAAACUUUUCCCUGGCAGCAUAUUCAGAUGGCGAAGUGGUAUAUCACACGGAUGUGGGGGAUAUCGUCUCCCUCUUCGUCCUAAGUGGGCCCGUAAAUGGCGGUGAAAGUCUUCUCGCGAGUGCGUGGACUGUCUACAAUUCUCUGGCGGAGACCCGCCCCGACCUACUCCGCGUAUUGGCGGAGGACUGGCCGAUACCCAGUGCAAAACAGCCCGGUCUGAUCACUCACCGGCCGCUUUUGUUCUACCAACCUGCUUGCGAUGGAGCUCCGGAACGAGUCAUCUUGCAGUUCUCUCGACGCUCGUUUUCUGGAUUUGGUGCUCGAUCCCAGAUGAAUAUGCUAAGCUCUAUCCAGGUGGAGGCACUGGAUGCUCUCCACUUUCUUGCAGAAAAGUUUCAUGUAGCCAUGAAGCUGGAGAGAGGCGAUAUGCAAUUCAUCAAUAACCUAAGCAUGAUACAUGCUCGAAACAGCUAUAUAGAUGAUUCGGAAAAUCGUCGUCACCUGCUACGUUUGUGGCUUCGCGAUCCCCAAAACUCAUGGGUCAUGCCAGAGCCACUGCGAAAUCGCUCUAACUUGAUUUUUGACGAAGGUUUUCGGAGAGGCCAGCAGGUAUUUCCUGUGGAUCCGGUUCCCAGAUCGGUGGGAAAGGCUAGAAAAGAUUAA
Penicillium roqueforti is the source of this 1206-nucleotide messenger RNA. RefSeq names its product TauD/TfdA family dioxygenase. The transcript is spliced from 4 exons. Lineage: Eukaryota; Fungi; Ascomycota; Eurotiomycetes; Eurotiales; Aspergillaceae. The coding region runs from base 1 to 1206 and encodes 401 amino acids. Gene Ontology annotation, molecular function: oxidoreductase activity. The record is from RefSeq and is a predicted model, not a curated record.